UUAGAAGAGCAAUAUACUGAUCGAUUCAAAUCUCUGCUCAGUGCUUUCCCGCAUUUUUUAUCACUUCCGUUCACUCUGUCAAAAUUUCAAAUGAAACCCUAAUUCAAAUCUCGCAAUUCCAAAAAUCCAAAAACAAAAUCAUGGCCUCAACUCCGGAAGAACCACCGUGCAACUCCGCAACGGAGGAAGAAACCAUCGCGUUACGAAAGAAACGUUCACGGCGCGUGAGCUUUGCUGACCGCGAAAUCACGUCCGUACACAUAUUCAACCGCGACGAGGAUUAUGAAACUCCUCCUGAUUCCUCCGGUCAAAAUUUGCUGCUGCAGCAGCAGAAUAAGAAUCUAUCCGAUGAAGAAAAUGAACUUUUAGGGUUCUUCAGAGACCUCGCUGAUGUUGAUGAUUGUAAAGAAGAUUCUCCGAUUAAUGCUAAUGAUGAGGAUGAUGAGGAUGUGGAUGAUGUUAAUUUGAGGAGCUCGUUUUUUAGAACGGUUGAAUCUCCGUCUUCCGGUGGCAGUGGUACUAUUGCCGGUUCUGCUACUUCGAAUGACGAGGACAACUUUUUUGGGCCUGUAUCAGUCAGUUUCCUCAGACAUGGGAGGUUCUCUGAUUCUGCUGCAUCAGAUGAUAAUCAUGAUGUUACAAUGGAUUCAACAGCAUUUUCGAUGCAUUUUCGUAGUCUUGCAAGGUCGGAAUCAGGAGGAAACACAUCAAUUGAAAAGAAAACACCCUCCCAUAUAGCAACUCCUUCUGAUUCAGAAUUAAUGGAUCUAACAAAGGCUAAGAAGCUUCUUCCACGGUUUUGUCUUUCUGUUGAGAAAGCUAGUGGCGGUAGAGAUUCAAACGACAUGAGUCUAAUUUCUGAAAACCCGCGUAACUAUGAUUAUGGAAAACUAUCUCCUAACUUAGAAACAUUAUUGGCAGAAGGUAGCAAAGAUUUAAACGAUGCAUCUGUUUCUCAUUCGACCAAUCAAAAUUUAUUAAAGAGGGCUGAGGCUUUUCUGUCUAAUGAAAUUUUGAACGGACAAGUAGAUGAAGAAGAUUAUGAAGAAAAAGAAGCAGGCAAAAUUGGUAAUACAGGCAAAACUACUGUUGAUGUAUCUGAAGGUCAAAUGGAAUUAGAUGAAGCGAAUGGCUCUUUGUCAAGCAAUCAUGUGGAUCAGAAUACUGGAGAUUACACAUCUCGCCAAAAUGAAUAUUUUACAGCUGAUGUAUCUGUGGAACAAGAAAUGGAAACUUUUAACCAACUGAGCAAUAUGAAUAACAACUGUACCAAAUAUAUGGACGGGAUGAACUUUCCAACUAUCAGUGAUGUUGCUCCCCAGAGUAUCGAUGGUAAAAUAGCUCAGUUUAAUUCUUUUGCACAACAUGAAUCUAUACAAAAUCCAAAUGGCGGCUGCUUAGAAGAAUCUUCUCCUAAAGAUAGAAGAGGCAAUCAUGGCAUUUUUCAGAGUUCUGAUCAACUUAGAUCUCCGCUAGGUGGUUCCUCAUUCCCAGUGUCUGUUGCACAAAAGCAAAUAUUUUUGCAUGCUGCUAAAUCCGGUGGACAAUUAUCAUAUGUUACUCCUUCCCCAAAGCAACCUGGUUCCUUUUUCAGCCAGGAAAAUGUAAAGAUCAGUGAGAAUGUGUUGUCUAUUCACAAAAGCAGUUCUAGGAUCAAGCUUUUUGAGCCUUCUCCCCUUGCCCAUACUUUAAAAGAUGGCAUUGAACGAUCAAAACUCAGAUUAUCAAAGUUUCAUUCCUCUAAUGAUGUUGCUGAAGAGAAAUGCAACGACAUCAGGAAUAAGAACAUGGUGACUCCAGUUGUUAACUUAGAAAAGCAUUUAUUUAAUGUUGAUCGGGAGAAUAUACAUCAUAAGGAUUCUGGCUAUAAGAGUAUUGCUGAUAUUAGCAACCCAAAGAACUAUGGCAAUUUGACCAUAAAUCAGGGAGCUGUAACCCUCUUAGAGGAUGGGGAAUCUCUAAUUUCAAAGGAGGGAGCUAAUCUGAUGUCAACUGAAGUGGCUUCGCCUUUAUAUUCUGCUCCGUCACAUAAGAAAGCCGAGCAGCAUGGUUUGAUACCAGAGAAGUCCAGACAGAAAAAUGUGGUUGUUUCUGGAUCAGAUUCGCCAUCAUCUCCAGUCAAGCUGGAUCAUAGAAAUGAUGCAAAUACUUAUCCACCGGACAACUUGAUUUCUCCUUCAGCAAAAAAGUUGAAACAUAAGUUAUCUUCAUCAAAGAAACAACCAGGCAGUCUCUCAUAUGUCCUUCAGUAUGAUAAUCUUGCAGGCAUUGUCUUGGGGCAGGAUAAGAUAGCUAAUGCUUCCGGUGACAGCCAUUUUAAUACAGUAACAGAUGAAUUGGAAAUGUUAUCUGCUGAAGGGAGAAUACAGUCUAACCCACCCCUUCUAGAGGUUUCUCAUUUCAGGGAGAACAAGGUGCAUGAACCACAACAUUGUUCUCCUGAUAUGCAGCAGACAUCUGAAACUCUACCAAGUUUUGUAACUCCAUUAAGGGUGAGGAAUUCCCUGAAGUGUCAUUCAGGAAGCCCUGGUAAGAAUGUCCCCUUAACAACUGGCCAAAUCCUUUCAGGACAGGACAUUAAUGUGCAAAAGAAUGAAACUUUUUCUGGUGUGCCAUCUUCCCCCAGCAUUCUGAGGGGUUUUGUAAAUGAGCCAUCACACAUGAAGAUCCCUUUUGAGAAAGAGAUACUUCAAAGUCCCUGCAGGAAAGAUCUUGGCAAGGUAUUGAAUGAUGAGAAUGUGCAUUCCUUGACUAUGAAGAUCACACUGUCUCCAAAACCCACUUCCAAUGGACCUGUUCAUGGCGACAGCCAUAUGAAAUUCCAUAUUUCUGAUAGUGAUAUUUUUGUACAAAAUCUACCAAACUCUUCCAUACGAAAAAGAAAGAUCAAGGAACUAGUUCCUGUGGAAGCAAGCCAUGCAGAUAAAUUCAAGAGGACUGCGAUGAGUCCAAAUAUCCAUACAACUCAGAUCUCUAACUCUGAAUUGAUGUUGGAAUGUGCUAGUGGAAGUGACAAUAACGAGAAAAUGACUGGAAGUGACACCGCGAUGAAGCAUUGGAGCGAUAUUUUACUAAAAUUCUCAGCAGAGACACAACAGCUGCUCUCUCCAUCAAUUGAUAAGCUAAAGAUAACUUCGAUUGAUCUGCUGCAAGAUAUUCUGGUUCACCUGCAGAGGACUAAGAUGUAUGAUACAUUCUGCUCCCAGUUAUGCCCUCAGAAAAUAUGUGAUCAGCUGAAUGAAUUCAGGAAAAACAGAAUUGCUGAAACAAUGAAGUUGCUAUAUAAGUUAGCAUAUGGAAAGGCAAGGCAGCAAUUGAUGUCUGUCACUCGUGAAAAGAUGCUGAAAAGAGCAGAACAACUUACCUUGGCAGUGCAAAAGUCUCAUAUGCUGAACUCAAAUAGAAAAUGCCUAUGUUUACCUAAUGACAACACUGCUAUUGAUGGGAAUCUUAAAAAUCCAGUGGGAGUUAAUUUGAGCAAAAAGGAUGAGGUUUCCAGAAACAAAGUAGUUACAAUGAAGCAUGAAUUUGAAGCUUUAGAUAGACAAAUAGUGCAUCUCACAAAAGAAAUUCACGGUUACUGCAAAAUGAAAGGAGAACCAAGCAUUUCUAAGACUCUUGCACUGCUAAAUGAUCAACUGAAAACGAAAGGCUCUUGCAGGCUUAUACAUGAGAAGUUGCAGUUGUGGAAAGUUGAUGAAUUCGCGAGGAAGAAUGGUAAACAAACUAUUGUUCUCGAUUAUCAAGGCUUACUCUCCCAAAGGUUUGCGAUUAAUGGUGGUCCUAUUUCUAACAUAUUUGUUUCAGCUGAAUUAGAUGACCUGAAUAUUGCAAAGAUUUUCCCAAACAUGGAUGCUUGUGUCGCAUUUUCAUGCGUUCUGAAUACCAAGACCAUUAAGAAAAAUAUUGGGUACAAAAGUUUUGCUCAAGAAACACAAGUUACUUGUUCACUUCUACAUAAUCUGCUUGAUGUGGUUGGAGAAGUACAACAUGCACGAGUAGAAAUUAGAAAUUUGAUCCACACAAGCUUUCAAUCUUCUUCGGUUGAGCAGCUUGAUUUGCAGCUUUCCUUCCUUGAUUUUAACAAUGGUAGGAAGGUGAUGGUGACACUUGAUAUGGCAUGUUUGAACCGUGGGGUCUAUCCUUCAGACAUCUUGCCAUAUCAGUUACAAGCUUUUGUUGCUGGGGCAUACAUGUCACUUCCUGAGACACUAUCAGCUAAAAUAAAAGAUGCAGCAGAUGGUCUUAAAGUUGGGUAUUCAAGGAUUAUGAGGCUUUGCAAGUGUAUUUCCCAGGUGUUAGAGUCCUCGAGCACAUGAACCUGCUUUUAGAUUUGCUUUCUCGGGGUUUUCUUCGUGUGCCUGUUCAUUUUUUGUAGGGUUAAGCAUCUCUGUUAAUGCCCAAACAGAUUUGUGCCCAUGAAAUAUGUAGUAAAGUUAAUAUCGAUUACUGCAUAUAACUUGCUGUUGAUGCAAUGGAACUGAUGGGCAAGUUGUGGCUUGAGGAUGCACCCCUCCUGCAUCUUUAUGCUUACAGGCUUCAAGCUUUGUGAUUCUAUUUAGCCAUUCUACUUUUGUUUGUUAAAAAUUAUGUCUCGUUUUAUCCUUUCAGUUUCUAGUGCUAUUAUUCUUUAGGCGGCAUUUGAAGUUCCUAGAAGGGACUUUGUUAUUUCUGCUGCAAAAAUUGUUAUCAUUAGUUUGAUGGUAAAGGAUUUUCAGAAUUCUGAAGGACUCGAAUAAAUUAAUGCUGAGAUCAGAAGCAGAUGUAGCAAUGAAGCCGAGGAACAAAUCCGGAAAAUUCGACAUACAUGGAAUGAUGUGGGAAAUGAGGACUAAUGUUACAUUAUUUGUCUACAUGGUGUGCAGCAAAUUUUGAUUGAUCAACAGUCUCUGGUGUUCGGUUGUUGUCAACGUUAUUAUGGGUUGUAAAAUUUAAAUUUCAGGACCACUUUGACAUGCAUGUCCAAUAUGGACAGCUGAGGAUUGUGAUUGUUCACAUAUGUGAUUAAAUUUUUACUUUUUAUGUUUUAA
Mercurialis annua (annual mercury) is the source of this 5030-nucleotide messenger RNA. RefSeq lists its product as uncharacterized. Lineage: Eukaryota; Viridiplantae; Streptophyta; Magnoliopsida; Malpighiales; Euphorbiaceae. The transcript is spliced from 16 exons. Bases 141 to 4319 code for a protein of 1392 amino acids. The record is from RefSeq and is a predicted model, not a curated record.